This is a messenger RNA of Dama dama (fallow deer), 3222 nucleotides long. RefSeq names its product ZFP57 zinc finger protein (gene ZFP57). Gene Ontology annotation, biological process: negative regulation of transcription by RNA polymerase II. The record is from RefSeq and is a predicted model, not a curated record. NCBI's taxonomy places the organism in Eukaryota, Metazoa, Chordata, Mammalia, Artiodactyla, Cervidae. Bases 935 to 2635 code for a protein of 566 amino acids. Gene Ontology annotation, molecular function: DNA-binding transcription repressor activity, RNA polymerase II-specific. The transcript has 6 exons.
CUCUGUUCCUGAGUUGUUGUUGUUUAAAAUAAAAAAAAAAAAAAAAAAAAACGAAACAUUCUGGGAGUUACAGUUCUAGCGCUCCUCGGACCUCGCGAUGCAAGCAAGGGCGCUCUGCAGAGCACCGCCUGGCUCGAGUGCUGGGCCCUUGGCGACGAAGAAUUGAUGCUUUUGAACCGUGGUGUUGGAGAAGACUCUUGAGAGUCCCUUGGACUGCAAGGAGAUCAAACCAGUCAAGCCUAAAGGAAAUCAGUCCUGAAUAUUCACUGGAAGUACUGAUGCUAAAGCUGAAACUCCAAUAUUCUGGCCACCUGAUGCGAAGAACUGACUUAUUGGAAAAGAGCCUCAUGCUGGGAAAGAUUGAAGGCAGGAGGAGAAGGGGAGGACAGAGGAUGAGGUGGUUAGAUGGCAUCACCGACUCGAUGGACGUGAGUUUGAGCAAGCUCCGGGAGUUGGUGAUGGACAGGGAAGCCUGGCGUGCUGCAGUCCAUGGGGUCGCAAAAAGGAGUACGACACGACUGAGCGACUGAACUGAACUGGGCCUUUGGAAGGGAUUGGCCUGGGCUAAAGUAUCAAAAGACCCUAGGAUUGCAGAAGGUCAACAGUCUCCACUGGAGAAAAAAAUAUUGGUUCCUGGAGGUGGGCAGCAACUAGAAGCGGGGUGAAGCAGAAGGCAGACGAUCCCUGCAGAGCUGGCAUUACUGAAGAGUGACUGCUGAGCCAAGGGGGACCAGGUCCCUGCACUCUGUGGAGCUUGAAGGGAAUCAAAGGUGUUCUCAGUUGUGAAAGAGGAGAGUUUGGACAGCAGAACAAAAAAGGAAGAUAGCCCCCUGGAGCAGAUACCUUUGACACAGGAGGCCAGUUCAAACCCUUUGCAAAGGCCUUUGCCAAGUCUCUCCAUCUGCUCAGUCCCUGGAAGGUAGAUAGCCCCAGGAUGGAGCCUAGUCAGCCUUGGGGGCCAGACCAGGCAAGGAUAAAGCUAAAAACAGACAGCAUGGAAGAGAAGGUGUCUGACCAGCCGAAGCCAGUGGAACCUGUACAGAAGCUGCUCCCUCAGGUGGAUGAGGAGGACCUGCUGAAAGCCCAGAAGGGAGAGUGCUGGUGGAAGAUGUGGGUGAAGAAGCCAGUCACCUUUGAGGAUGUGGCAGUGACCUUCACCCAGGAAGAGUGGAAAUGUCUAGAUGCCAGUCAGAGGGUCCUCUACCAGGAUGUUAUAUCAGAGACUGUCAGAAACCUGAUGUCUGUGGAUGGAAUCUUUCUGUCUAAUCUAGAUCUGAUUGCCAAGCUUGAGCAAGAAGAGAAACAGUGGGAAGCAGAUCUCUGUUCCCCGAAUGGAGAAGGCUUUCAUUCAGAAGGCAAGAAGGAAGGAUGCCAAGAACAGAGUCAGAGUUUGGGAGAUGAAGGGACUGUUGAUGACAAGAAGGCCUCCCUUGCUCACAGAGGCUCAGGCCCAACCUCUCCUCCAGCUGGGUCCCCGGACAAGACGCCAGCAUUGCCAGAAUCCUGGGCUCGGCCAGCCUUUACCUGUCACACCUGUGGCAAGUGCUUCAGCAAGCGCUCCAGCCUCUACAACCACCAGCUUGUUCACAACAGCGCCCAGUGUGGGAAGUCCUUCCAGAACCCCAAGGACCUCAGCUCCGGCCGGCGCAAGCAACUCAGGGAGAGGCCCUUCCGUUGCUCGCUCUGUGGCAAGACCUACUGCGAUGCUUCUGGACUGAGCCGUCACCGCCGUGUCCAUCUGGGCUACCGGCCGCACGCGUGCCCCUUCUGUGGGAAAUGCUUCCGGGACCAGUCUGAGCUCAAACGCCACCAGAAGACGCACCAAGGCCAGAAGCUGGGGACUGGAAACCAGAAGCAUAUUGUGAGGACUCCGGAUACCAGAGCUGGAUUACAGGGGCCAGCAACAGGGAACCAUGCACCAGUGGCUGGGACCCAAGGACCCACACUUAAAACCAAGGGUCCCCAGACUGAGCCCCAGCCGUCAAUAGACGGUAAUCAGGCACCUGCCACCAAGAACCUGGUAACCACCGUGAGCGCUCAGGCCCCAGUUAUUACGGCCCCGGAGCCUGUGACCAGAACCCCAGGCCCAGAGCCUGUGACCAGAACCCUGGCAGCCAACAUGCGAGCCACCCGGCUGAAUACCAAGUCCAACUCUCACCCAGAGAAGCCUUCAAGACACAAGGUCUUCUCUUGCCCUCAUUGUCCCUUGACUUUUAGCAAGAAAACCCGUCUCUCCAGUCAUCAGAAGGUCCAUUUCACAGAGCAGUCCAACCGCUGCUUCCACUGUGGCAAGUCCUUCACUUUAUUCUCCGGGCUGAUCCGGCACCAGCAGACUCAUUGGAAGCAGAGGAUCUACUGUUGCCCUAUCUGCGACGUCUGCUUUGGGGAGAAAGAGGACCUUUUGGGUCACUGGGGGGGCUACAGAAGCAAGGGGCUGUUCCUGGGCAGUCCCCACAAGUGCUGGGCCAUCCUGGGUCAGUGGCUCGGCUUCUUUCCCAAUGCCUCUGCUGUGACAGGCAAGGAAAUGGAUCUUUCUCCUGGAUCUAGACCCUCAGGAAAGGGGAGGAAGGGAGAGGAAAAGGCACGCAGAAGAAAGAAAGCAGAGAAGGCAGUGAAGGUCUUGGAAGGGAAAUGAAUGGCCUGUCCGCCCGAGGUCUUUCUCUGUUUGGUUUUCCAGAGGAAUGACCUCCAGGGUAAGGAGACUGGGAUAGAGGAAGAGAGGUGAGGGGAUAGUGGAGGACAUACAGAAAGGAAAGGGGACAAGAAGUGGCACUUGGAAACUUGUAUUGUUAUUAAUUAGCACCUAGCUUGUUUCUUUGUGUCUGAUAGACCAUCAAGUAGUAAUUGUUCAAAAAGACAGUGGAUCUUCAAUAGGUAUGAAGAUGGGAGGGAAAGGAUGAGAGAAGGGGAAGUCUGAGGGGCCCAUCUGGAAGGGUGUGGAAGUAGAAGGGAGGUGUUUGAAAGCAGGCGUGUUGCUCCCUUCUCAUCCCUUGCUCCCCUGGCUCCUCGCUGAGCCGCCCAGGCAAGAUGGAGCUCUGGCCAGCACUCUAUGGGUUUCUCCCCAGCUCCUCACUCUGCAGGUCACUUGGCUCUCUCUUGGAUAUUGUGGACUUUUCCUGCACCUUCUCUUCAACCCUUCAUACUCCUCAGCUCUGCCUACCAGGGCUGAGAUCUUGGAAGAAAUGACCACCAUUUGCAAAGCUGAUGUGUUGUAAUUUGCAA